Molecule: messenger RNA, 1378 nt
Organism: Sarcophilus harrisii (Tasmanian devil)
Lineage: Eukaryota; Metazoa; Chordata; Mammalia; Dasyuromorphia; Dasyuridae
Gene: STYXL1
Product: serine/threonine/tyrosine interacting like 1
Exons: 9
Coding region: 362-1327 (321 amino acids)
Biological process (GO): negative regulation of cytoplasmic stress granule assembly; protein dephosphorylation; positive regulation of intrinsic apoptotic signaling pathway
Cellular component (GO): mitochondrion
Molecular function (GO): protein phosphatase inhibitor activity; protein phosphatase binding; protein tyrosine/serine/threonine phosphatase activity
Source: RefSeq, a predicted model, not a curated record
AACAAAUAGCCACGAAAAGCACAAAGAUGACCCAAGCCUGGGCCCACGUACUGUCCCUGGGCGGAGCGGGGGGCCCAGAGUCGGGUCUGGCCAGGGACAGUUACCGAGGGCCCCUCAGGCCCAGCGGGGCCUGCCGGCGGAAUCGGUUCCCUUCUGUUUUAGACAUUUUCUCUCUUGCAUUUAAAGACACGAGGCUGAGAAACGGUCCUUAGGCCAAAGGGGCUCGGACCAGCCUUGUAGGGUUGCCUAGAGCCCUGCCAGGGUUUAGUUCUUAAUCAAAGUCACAGCCAGGAUAUUAGAGUAGGACUUGAACCCAGAUCCUCUCAGCUCCCAGGACAAUUCUCUAUUACACCAACACUUCAUGGUAACUAACAAGAGUAGAAUGGCUGGAUUCCUUUUGUGUGAACCAACAACACUUUACAACAUCCUGAAUCAGGAGGCAAAGUAUUCUAGAUUAGCAGAGCCCAACUAUCUCUACUUACUAGAUGUCCGAACCAAGCGAGAGUAUGAUGAAAGUCACAUCAUCACAGCUCAGAGGAUGAAACAGAAUGGAAGUGAAUAUAUUAUUCCAGAAUCAAUGGAUCUGGAGUGUGUGAAAUACUGCAUUGUGUAUGAUGGAACCACUGACUCCUUGGAUGUGAAGUUUGAACUCACUCUCAGAGAGAUGACUGAAAGCGAAGAGGAUGAAGACAAUGUUGUUUUGGGGGCUGCCAUCGAGGGUGCCAAGGUCUUGGCAGAGCACACGCGCCACCCUGUCUACAUCCUGAAUGGGGGCUACGAGCGGUUCUCGGCUUGCUACCAUUUCUUCAGGACCCAGAAGAUUUUCUCAAUGCCUCAGGAAUUGGAUGCAUUUAAGCCAUAUCCUAUAGAGAUAGUGCCUGGGGAAGUCUAUCUGGGAACUUCUGAACAGGCUUGCAGUUCUCAAAUUCAUAAACAUCUGAAAGUCAAAGCUCAUGUCAAUGUCUGCUUUGAAACAACACCCUUCUUUCAGGGAGAUAAGAAUAAACUUCUUCACAUAGAAGUGACGGACUCCCCUGAAGAGGAUCUUUUCUCUCACUUCCGGCAUACCUCUCACUUCAUGGAUGCCCAUGUUAGCAAUGGCUCGGUCAUCCUCGUUUUCUCUACUCUGGGAAUAAGUCGAGGUUCUACCAUGAUUUUGGCUUAUCUCAUGCAUCGGAAUAGAGAAUCCUUAAGGAGAUCCUGGAUUCACGUGCAGAAUUGUAAAAACAACAUUCGACCUAACAGAGGCUUUGUGAAGCAGUUGGUGGAAUGGGAGAAAGUGAUCCAUGGAGCUCCUGUCACCGACAUUUCGGAUCCUCUUUACUGACCCUUCCCCAAAGCUUCCCAGAAAAACAAAGCCUUCUAUUUCUUCACUUCA